AUGCCGCCCGCCACUUCGACCACCACGCAACUCGCUCGAGUCGUGAAAAGCACGCCCUUGAAGCCCAUACUGAAGUCGUCAUCUUCUUUACUCGGUAUCAGAAGAUCUAGCGAUGAUGCUGAGCUCGACGAUGGCACCAACAUGGACGGUCCCCAGAGCCCACGAAAGCGUCAGCGGGUAGAGUUCGACAUGAACAACAUUGAGGUUCACGAGAUCGGUGCGAGGUCAUUCGAAGAAAUCAAGCAGGAGGUUAAAAAGGCGCUGGAUCGGCAUGAACGAGGCGACGAUGAAGAGUACGACAUGCUGAAGGAGACUCUCGGCGGCAAGCAACCCUUCUACGACGAGGACGACGAGGACCUCAAUCCAACAGUCCCAGCAAGGCAGCGGCAGGAACUUAAGGGCUACCUGGUUGCUCUUCUGAGUUUCACACCCCGCAUGGGACGAUCGUGUGACGGCCUCGUCAGGAGCGUACUGCAAUGUCAAUGGCUUGGCCGGGAUGACCAGUUUGCGAAUAUCUACAUCCAAUUCUUGGCUUCGCUCGUCAGCGCCCAGGGAGGCCGUCUAACCCAAGUACUUUCCAUGAUUGUCAGCAAGUUCUCCGCCUCACGGCCCUCUGACUGGGCUGUAGCCAACUUUCCGAUGGUUGAACGUAAGGUGGCGCAAGAGAGGCUCCAUGCAGCCCUGCGAUACAUCCUACAGCUUUGCCCUGCUGCUACAAUCGUUCUGAUGUCCCAGCUCAGCAGCAAGUACCCUUUUCAUGACGAGUCUAAAAGAAUGCAUAUCGCUUAUGUCGACAAUCUCCUCCGACUACGCAAGUACAGCCCCUUGUUACGGAUUGAAAUCAUGGGUCUAAUCACCAGCCGACUGGUCAAGAUCGAUGUGGAGAUGCAGAUGGAUCUGGAAGAUAUGGACGACAGGCUUAGUGCUAUGGUCGGAAUGGCUCUCAAGUCCUCGCAGGUCAACGGAAACCAAGACGAAGAUUCGGACGAUAGCGAUAACGAGUCGGUAUCCAGUGAGGAAUCGGAGGACGACGAGUACAGUCGUGUGAAAACGACGAAGGACAACAUUGAGAAGAUGGACUGGGUCUUAGAUACCCUCUUUGAUCUCUAUACGCCGAGCUUUGCCGACCCCGAUUCCCAAGAAGCGAUGAAGGUGUUUGAGGACCUUUUAUCCGAUUUCUCCUACCUCAUCCUACCCACGAUCAAGUCGCGGCACUCGCAAUUUCUCGUUUUUCAUUUCGGCCAGCGGUCCGAGAGACUUGUGGAUGCGUUCUGUGGCACAUGCAUUCAUAUUGUUGACGAUUCGCAACGGCCAGCCGUUUUGCGACAGGCGGCCUCGGCCUACCUUGCUAGCUUUGUCGCGCGGGGAGCCCGCGUUCCGGGUCACACAGUGUUGAAGAUAUUCCAAGUCUUGGGCGACCGUCUAGAUGGUAUGCGCGCGACCUACGAAACUUCAUGCCGGGGGCCUGACGUCCGUCGAUACGCACCGUUCUAUUCAUCGAUGCAAGCCUUGAUGUACAUAUUUUGCUUCAGAUGGCAACACCUGAUCAAAUCUGUUCCGGACGAUGUGGACACAGAUGACGUAUCAUCGUAUCUUGGUCAGGAUAUCGAGUGGGAACCGGAGAUCAAAGAUAUCAUGAGACGCAACAUCUACUCCAAACUGAACCCACUCAAGGUCUGCUCACCGAGCAUCACCGAACAGUUUGCGCUGCUCGCCCAUCGUUUCAACUUCAUUUACGUCUAUCCAAAGAUGGAAGAAAACAAGCGGGUUCGCCUGUCACAGUUUUCGGUGGGUGCGUACUCGAAUGGCGGCGGAUUGCGAGACAUGUCAUUCGACGUGAAUGACGAGAGCUGGCAGCAGCUCAGCUCCUACUUUCCCUUCGACCCCUACCAGCUGCCGAACAGUAAGCGUUGGGUGGAGCAGGAUUACAUACAAUGGCGUCCCAUACCGGGGCUAACGGAUGAACACGAGGAUGACAGCGACGAGGACGAAGCUGAUGAAGAAGACGAGGAAGUCGACGAGGACACGGAGACGGACGAGGAUGUUGGGGCAGACUAG
Molecule: messenger RNA, 2058 nt
Organism: Anthostomella pinea
Lineage: Eukaryota; Fungi; Ascomycota; Sordariomycetes; Xylariales; Xylariaceae
Source: the annotation of a GenBank genome assembly